Messenger RNA from Gadus macrocephalus (Pacific cod), 2103 nucleotides. RefSeq names its product transmembrane protein 110, like (gene tmem110l). The transcript has 8 exons. The coding region runs from base 322 to 1245 and encodes 307 amino acids. Gene Ontology annotation, cellular component: membrane. Lineage: Eukaryota; Metazoa; Chordata; Actinopteri; Gadiformes; Gadidae. The record is from RefSeq and is a predicted model, not a curated record.
GAGGUUAGGGGGGAGCUGGGGGAGGUGACGUCACGCCCUGCCCUGAGCUGGUUUGUUGUGAAGAGCCGUGGAUGUGUCGGCUUUACGGAGAAUCGAUCACCCUCCCUUUUCUCCUUAACGGUUUAAGAGUUAGAAACGAAAAAAAGUCCGUCUCUGGACUAUAGUCAUUUCGUCGGUCCAUAAAUUGGCGGUGUUGUUUUUAUUGUUUCGGUUGAUUUUAUCUUUUGAAGAGAACGUGAGUCCCACAUUUCGUCCACAAAACGCCGUUUUUGAAGAAGUGCCCCUUUGUUCGUUGCAUUGUAUUUAAGUAACCUUAUCAACAUGGACAUUAACGGAUACAAAGAGAUUUUACUGCCGGAUCGAUUGGACAUCAAUAAAGUAACGGAAAUAACUAAUAUGUCUGAUAUCAUCGAGGCGACCCCGCACGGCUGCGAUAACGGAGCCCUGACGGACAGGUUCGGGGUGCUGAUCCAAGGGUUGCUGGGCGUCGUGGCGUUCAGCACUCUGAUGCUGAAGAGGUUCCGAGAACCUGCGAGCAUCAGACGACCAUGGCGGAUCUGGUUCUAUGAUACGUCCAAGCAGGCCAUCGGGGCGCUGUUCAUCCACCUGGCCAACGUGUUCCUGUCCACGCUCACUGAGGAGGACCCCUGCUCUCUCUACUUAAUCAACUUCCUGUUGGACGCCACACUGGGGAUGCUGUUCAUCUGGGCGGGAGUCCGGCUGGUGUCCAUGCUGGUGGAGCACAAGCAGUGGACACUGCUCACGUUUGGAGAAUACGGUGACCCCCCCCAGGCGGCGGCGUGGCUGGGACAGUGUGGCUUCUACCUGGUCAUCAUGGUGCUGGAGAAGGCCGUGGUCAGCCUGGUGCUGCUGGUCCCCGGCUGGACCAACUUGCAGGCGGCGUUGCUAAGCUACAUCACUGAUCCCCAGCUGGAGCUGGUGGUUGUCAUGCUCAUCGUGCCCUUCAUAGUCAACUCCAUCAUGUUCUGGGUGGUGGACAGUCUGAUGAUGAGGAAGUACAAGACGACGAAGAGCAUGGAGGACUCGUGCGACAGCGGCCCCGGCCUCCCGCGGUCGGGCUCCCUGCCGUUCAUUGCCGACGACGAAUCCCAGGUGCUGCUGACUGUAGAUACAGACACGGAGGACGCCACUGAGGAAGAGGAGGAGGAGGGGGGUGAAGACCAGCUCAUCCCCACACCCCACUUCUCUGAGGGAGCCCCCAAACCCAGCUGGGUGGUGGUGUGACCCAGCCCACCCAGUACCACCUGGGGCCCCCAGAAUCCACAGGCAAUCCUAAGCCCGCCCACUACUACUAUAACCAAUGAGAAGGCAGCCAUAAGAGAACCUGUACCUCUUUGUCUUCUGUCUGUCACUCGUACACACACAGACAUCUACAGAGGAAUCUCAGGUAGUGAAUAUUUAACGAGAAUGCUGUGAUUUAUUAUUGAUUCAUUGAUUUCCUUUCUCGUUUUAAUUUGUCUCCUGAUCACCAUUGACACAAGGGUUCUUCAUAGUCAGAUCUGUGUGUGAGAAUCCAUUUUGAAGGCCCUUCCCCCUGUGGUUCUAACAUCCUUCUGACUUGUUUUCAGCGAUUGGAAACGACGCAGUGGGCGAGUAUGUAUCUCAGGUUUUCUUUGUGCCUUUUUUAAACCUUUUUUAUCGCUACUUCACCACAUUGCCGUGCUCUUCAGGGAACAUCACAGUGACCACAGUGGAACGUAUCAAAGGGAAGUUCCUCGUUUCAUAGGGGCUUAAUUAGAGAGCGCACGCCACCUUUAACCAGAGGGGGGGAGACUUGGGUUCAGGUGACAGGUCUGCAAUGGUGGCAAAAGAAGGAAAAUUCAGAGGACUGGAUUCCCAAUUUAAAUUGUGGUCGUAUCGCCUUACCACUGAACUACUAGGCAGGGGUGAAACGUAUUAGAGGGUGAUCUCCUUAGAGGUGUUUCACAUCACAGAUCCAGUUCUCAAAGGGCUGUUGGAUUGUGAUUGAUGAAGAGGUAGCCUUCACAAGUCUUCACUCGAAUGAUGUUACUUUAAAAGCCUUUCCUUUUGCUUUUAAUUAAAGGUCCUAGAGAAGUCUAUUUCAAACUUUUAUCAGGUAUG